CUCCUUUCUUCCUCCUUUCCUUUCGUUUUUCCUCUCUCCUUCCUUUCCAGUUUCCACCCUUUUCCGGUGGGGCCAGUGCAGCUCUAUAUCAAAGCCACCAAUCCCCUCAUUCUCUUUCCCAACCUUCUCUCCUUCUCUUCGAUCCCUCUCUCUUUCAGCCAUGGGUGACAGCCAUUGCAUUUGCUGCUGCCGGUGCAUCUCCUUUGUUAUCCUGCUGGGUCUCACCACGCUCUUCUCGUGGCUCGCCGUCCGGCCCAAUGGGCCGACGAUCUCCGUGACCGCCAUCUACAUGCCUGCCCUCAACCGGACGUCCGGCGAGUACCGCCGGAACGCCACCGCUCGGAACAACACCAUCGCCGUCGACAUCAGGUUGGUGAACCCCAACAAGGACAGCGGCAUCCACUACGACGGCCUCAACGUCAGCCUCUACUUCAAGGACUCGGGGAAGCUUGUCGGUGGGGCCCCCAUUCCGGCUUUCUACCAGGGGAAGCAGAAGAAGGCGCAAAAGCAGGCGGCGUUCAACGGGACUGGGGAAGGAUGGGAGGCGGUUUUCCGGGAAGGCUCGAACGGCACGUUGGUUUUCCGGGUGGUUUUGGGGACGUUGGUGAGGUACAAGGUGGUGGGGUGGAACACGGGGCGGCACUCCGGGGAGUAUGUUGGGGAGGUGCCGGUCGGUGUGGAUGGAGCGAACGAAGGCAAGCAGGCGACCAAGUUGAAGUGAUCAGAACAAGACGUUAUAAGAGUCGGCUUUUUUCUCUUCUCCUUUGUCUCAUAGGCCAAAGCAGCAAUUUUCUUAUUCUGUAUUAUUCAUUGUUUGUUUUUGCAAAAAGUACUUCUUCGUUCGAUAGCAAAACCAGCAGGCUUGUGAAUAAAAAGACAGAUCGAGUUCCCGUGAUUCUCGACAAUGGAUAGCUCCAAGAAAAGCCAUUGAAGCUGCACAUGGUUAGGCAUGGAUGGAUCAGUUGGUGAACUACGCAAGAAAUAUUCAUCCAAGCUUGUAACUAAUAACUAAUGAAAUUUAAGUAUGUCUUAUAGAGUAACAAAAUUCAUAAUUUCGGACCUGAUUUUGAUUC
Nymphaea colorata (pocket water lily) is the source of this 1073-nucleotide messenger RNA. RefSeq names its product protein NDR1-like. The transcript has a single exon. The coding region runs from base 161 to 721 and encodes 186 amino acids. Gene Ontology annotation, biological process: defense response to other organism. NCBI's taxonomy places the organism in Eukaryota, Viridiplantae, Streptophyta, Magnoliopsida, Nymphaeales, Nymphaeaceae. The record is from RefSeq and is a predicted model, not a curated record.